AUGAUUUCGUUCAGCACCGUGAGCGCUGCCGUCUUAGCCGCCGCCGCAACAUUCGCCACUGCCGACGACGGACAGACGCCAUUCGCGCCUGACCAGGCCGUAGCUCCUCCGCUGCUAGGCUUCGGUACUUGGAACCUGAAGGUGUCGCCGGACAAUACCACCGACGCCGUCUCCCUAGCUAUCCAGUCCGGCUACCGCCACAUCGACGCCGCCGCCGCCUACGGCAACCAAGUUGCCGUCGGGAAAGGAAUCGCCGAUGGAAUCGAUAAGGCCGGCCUGCAGCGCGAAGACAUCUGGGUGACGAGCAAGCUGUGGAAUGACCACCACGGUGACGCCGACGCCGUCGAAGCGGCCUUGACCAAGACGCUCGAGGAGCUCGGGCUCCAGUACUUGGACCUGUACCUCAUGCACUGGCCUGUGAGCGCGUCCGGUGACUAUGACUACGUCGAGACGUGGAAAUCCAUGGAGAAGCUGCUGCCUAACAAGGUCCGCAAUAUUGGCGUGGCCAACUUCUCCCCGCACCAGCUCCGCAAGUUGGUCAGGUCGUCGACGGUCAAGCCCGCCGUGCAUCAGAUGGAGCUGCACCCAUAUCUGCAGCAGGCCGGGUGGGUGCGCUUCCACCAGAAACACGGCAUCCACGUCACCUCGUACUCGCCCUUGGGGAACACGAAUCCCAUCUACCGCAGCUCAUCUCGUGAAGCCAAUACUCGCAAGACGGGGACGCCAUUGCUGCUGGAGAACCCGGAGCUCGAGAGCAUCGCAAAGCAGCGGGACUGCUCCGUGGCCCAGGUGGCGCUAGCCUGGGGCAUGGAGAGAGGUACGAGUGUAAUUCCAAAAUCGAGCCAUGAGAAGUGGAUCAAGGAAAACUUUGAGGCGGUCGAGUGCGGCCUAGUCGAUGCCGACUUGGACAAGAUCGAGAAGAUUGGAGAGAAGUAUCUGACGCGCUUCAACAAUCCCAGCAAGGCUUGGGGCGUUGAUUUGUUCGAAGGCCUCGAUGACGCAUGA
Molecule: messenger RNA, 1005 nt
Organism: Lasiodiplodia theobromae
Lineage: Eukaryota; Fungi; Ascomycota; Dothideomycetes; Botryosphaeriales; Botryosphaeriaceae
Product: Glucose 1-dehydrogenase (nADP+)
Exons: 2
Coding region: 1-1005 (334 amino acids)
Cellular component (GO): cytosol
Molecular function (GO): aldose reductase (NADPH) activity
Source: RefSeq, a predicted model, not a curated record